Aspergillus steynii IBT 23096 is the source of this 1527-nucleotide messenger RNA. Its product is annotated as MFS transporter. Gene Ontology annotation, biological process: transmembrane transport. NCBI's taxonomy places the organism in Eukaryota, Fungi, Ascomycota, Eurotiomycetes, Eurotiales, Aspergillaceae. The record is from RefSeq and is a predicted model, not a curated record. Gene Ontology annotation, molecular function: transmembrane transporter activity. The coding region runs from base 1 to 1527 and encodes 508 amino acids. The transcript has 3 exons.
AUGGAUGUUAUGCAAUAUAACACUACCUAUGUGCAUAAAAUAAACAAAGAAGUGGUUGAGGAUAGAGUUUCAGGACGGAACCCUUCAGCGACCACCUUAACAGAGCCACGCCCCGACACCGAACUGGACAGAGAUUCAAACCUUGUCACUUGGGAAGGGUCAAAUGACCCGGAGAAUCCCAAGAACUGGCCUAAUAGCCUGCGAUGGAAGAACACCUGGGCAGUCUCUCUCUUUGUUUUCAUCUCACCCAUCUCGUCGUCGAUGGUUGCUCCCGCAAUGGCCAAUCUCGCAGAGUCUCUGGGCAUGCACACUGAAAUCGAGACGUAUCUGUCCUUGAGUAUCUUCAUUCUCGCCUACUCCAUCGGUCCUAUCUUCUUCGGUCCUGCGUCGGAGCUCUACGCUCGUGUACGUUUGCUUCAGGUCAGUAACAUUUGGUAUCUGGCCUGGAACUUGGGAUGUGGUUUCGCCACGACGAAAGCUCAGCUUUUUGCUUUUCGUUUCCUCGCUGGUAUAGGUGGCAGUGCUCCGCUAGCCAUUGGGGGAGGAGCUAUCAGCGACAUGUGGACGGCCGAAGAACGCGGCAAGGCCAUGGGUGUCUACACUCUGGGGCCGCUUCUUGGUCCUGUUAUCGGGCCCAUCGCUGGUGGCUUUAUUGCCGAGCAUUCUACAUGGCGCUGGGUAUUCUGGUCUACCUCUGCCGCUGCUCUCGCGGUGCAGGGCGUUGGACUCCUCUGGCUGCGAGAGUGCCACCCGGGCACGCUCCUACGGAGGCGAUGCAACCGUCUGGCAAUGGAAACGGAGAACACAAAUCUCCAUACCGAGGAUCCCGAUGAAACACUUGGCUACAAACUACUUCAUGCCUUCGAGCGACCGGUACUGAUGUUCACGACACAGCCGAUCGUCUUCUGCAUGGCUAUCUACAUGGCCUAUCUCUUCGGAAUCGCGUAUCUGAUGUUUGCGACUUUCCCCAUGAUUUGGACAGGGGUCUACCAUGAGAGCCCGGGAAUUGGCGGCCUCAACUAUCUCUCCAUUGCCAUCGGAUCCAUUAUUGGUCUCUUUGUCAACCUCAAGCUUGUCGACCGCAUCUACAAAAUCCUCAAAGCACGGAACAACGACGUCGGUAAGCCCGAGUUCCGCAUGCCAUCGCUGUUGGUUGGCUCCGUUAUCAGCACCAUCGGGCUCUUCUGGUACGGCUGGAGCAUUGGUAACACGCACUGGAUCAUGCCCAACAUUGGCGCGGGGAUAUUCUCCCUGGGCACCAUUUCCUGCCUGCAGGGCAUGCAGACUUACAUUGUCGACAGCUACCAAACCUACGCUGCGAGUGCCAUGGCCGCUUCUGCUGUUCUUCGCAGUUUGUGUGGCUUUGGAUUUCCGCUCUUUGCUCCUUACAUGUACAAUGCUCUGGGGUAUGGGUGGGGAACCAGUGUGCUAGCUUUCAUCACCGCAGUCAUUGGUUGGGGAUCACCGUUUGCGUUCUGGUAUUUUGGUCCUAAGCUCCGUGCUAUUUCCAGAUAUGCCGCUGGCUAA